Messenger RNA from Trichobilharzia regenti, 5655 nucleotides. The record is from the annotation of a GenBank genome assembly. NCBI's taxonomy places the organism in Eukaryota, Metazoa, Platyhelminthes, Trematoda, Strigeidida, Schistosomatidae.
AUGCUGGCGAUUUCCUCUGUUUCAUCAAGAAAUCCAGACGAACAAAAUUACAAACUGGAUAAAUCCAAUUCUCUGAGAAAUUAUACACAAAAUAAGCAACCUGCUACUAGUUCUACUCCUGAACCCGAAAACACAACUCAAGUACCCCAGCCCCAGUUUUCAAUAUCAACACAGGCCUUUAAUAUGUUCCUGGUCAGAUCUAUUGAAAAAAUAGCUAAUGAACGGGAAACCCGUAAAUCUCACAAUUCAGCUGUCAAAAAGGCCUGUGAAGAAGCCCUUGUAUUACUAAAAGAUCAACCACAGGUGUUAGGGAACAACAAGUUGUCUCCACCGAAUGAGUCUAGUACGCAUUUGCCUCCUCUCAAGUCAGACUGUGGUAUAUUGUUAAGUGAUGAGCGACUUCUCCGCCCUUUCCAGUUGGCUUGCACAAUGAAAUCACCAAAAAUUGUCAGCACGGCAAUUGAUUCAUUACAAAAGUUAAUUGCUUAUGGACAUAUUUCAAACACAGCUGUUUGCUCCUCUGGAAAAGUUCGCAUAAUUGAACAGGUUGUAACAACAAUUUGUUCAUGUUUUCAAGGUGUACAAACAGAUGAUGGGAUUCAGUUGCAAAUUUUGAAAGCACUUUUAACAGUAAUAACGAGUUCAGUCGUAGAAAUUCAUGAGGCUGAUAUCCUUCUGGUUGUAAGAACUUGCUAUAAUAUUUUUAUGGCAACGAAAAAUCCAAUUAAUCAAGCAACAGCACGUGCAACUCUCACCCAGAUAAUUAGUGUAUUAUUUCAGCGGAUGGAACAAAAUGCAUUUGAAGCUGCAGUUGCAAUGAGUUCAAAUGUUUGCAUCCCAUCUGAUUUGAAUUCUACUGAUAAUCUCAAAAAUGGUGAAGAGUUAUCUACAAAAAGUUUACCACAAAUAUCUGAAAAUAAUGAGGAAGGACAAAAUGGCGAGAAAUUAUUGAACGGUGAUGCCUACGCGGACAGUUGCGUUUCUCUUCCUUCUGCUGGUGACGAUGAUGAUGCUGAUAUACCUAUGAAAAGAAAAGACAAUACUUCCAAAUCAGAAGUGUGUAAAAUUGUCGCGGAUAUUCUAGAAGAAAUAAUAGAAAAAGUUAUGUUAGAUAAUGAUGAGGGUGAUGAUAAGGAUUCUUCAACAACAACAUCAGUUCAUUUACCGAAUUCCGAGUCCCUACCUGAUAUAAGGAAGUCCUCUGUACCUUCUCUGUCUCGUUCUUCUUCUUCGUCUCUUUCAGUAUCUAUCAAUACAAGCAUAAACCAAGAAUGGCCAACUGGUGUUACUCCAGUCGGCGCUGACGUUAUUGCAACUGAGGCGGAUUCAAAAGAUCCUAAUGGUGUAUCGAUAAUGGAAAGUAACUCCGAGGUUGUCAAUUCAGCGCAUAUCACACAAAAAGAUGCAUUUCUUGUUUUUCGUAGUUUGUGUCGUCUAGCGGUGAAAGAUUUUACUGGCUCUGAUUCAAGUGAUGCAAAAUCGCAUGCGGUCCGUUCGAAAUCCUUAUCACUACAGCUACUACUGAGUUUACUACAACAACCUGGCCCAUUGUUUUCAACUAGUGAAAUAUUUAUAGCUGCUAUUAAACAAUACUUGUGUGUAGCUUUGUUUAAAAACGGCACUUCACCAAUUGUAGAAGUAUUUGAGUUGUCUGUUGCUAUUUUUCUUGCCCUGCUGACGUAUUUUAAGCCACAUUUAAAACGUCAAAUUGAAGUGUUCUUCAAAGAUGUGCUCCUACUAAUCCUAGAAUCACCAAAAUCAUCAUAUGGACACAAGCUAGUUGUUAUAGAUGCACUAAAGCGUAUAUGUGGUGAUGCGCAAUGCUUAGUUGAUAUUUACCUUAACUAUGAUUGUGAUCUAAGCAUGGUCAAUAUAUUUGAAAGAUUGACGACUAAUCUUGCUAAAAUAGCUCAAGGACGUCAUGUUACGACAGAAUAUGGUAAUCAUAAUGCGUCAUCAUCUAGUCAAUUACAACAGCAACAAGUUUUGCGGUCGAGUGGUUUAGAGUGUCUUGUACUAAUUUUACGCUGCAUGACCGAAUGGUCGCAGGAGUUGUACGUCAAUCCAGAAUCUCAAUCGUUUUUGGGUUCCGAACCAACAGUGUUAGCAAACAGUGGAAACAGUAUUAAUUCAGUAGAAAAUCCCAACUUGGACCCCAAUCCUAAUAUGCAUCUAUUGGGUGUAAAUAAACCAUGUGAUGAUCCGGAGGCAUUUGAAUCUCGUAAGGCGAAAAAAGAAAUCUAUGAAUCUGGAAUAGCAUUAUUCAAUCAAAAUCAGUCAUUGCGUUGUAUAAGAUUGCUUCAAGAGAAUGGAUUGAUUGGAGAGUCCAUUGAGUCAGUAGCACAAUUUCUUUUAACUGAAGAACGUUUAUCAAAAUCACGUGUGGGUGAUUUUCUUGGUGAAAAUGAACCGUACAACUUGCGUGUUAUGUAUGCUUAUGUAGAUCAAUUCGAUUUCACUGACAAAAGUUUUGUUCCAGCUCUGAGAGAAUUCUUGUCAGAAUUCCGUUUACCUGGUGAAGCACAAAAAAUUGAUCGACUUAUGGAGAAAUUUGCGGCGCGUUAUUAUGCUUGUAAUCCGAGUAAUGAUUUGUUUGUCUCAGCAGAUACUGCUUAUGUUUUGGCUUUCUCAAUUAUCAUGCUCACAACUGAUUUACAUAGUUCCCAAAUUAAAGCACAUCAUCGUAUGAGUAAAGAUGAUUAUAUACGUAUAAAUCGUGGUAUUAAUGAUAGUCAAGACUUACCUGAAUCUUAUUUGGCCCAAAUUUAUGAUGAAAUUGCAAAUGCUGGAUUAAAAUUAAGAGCAGAGGACGAUGUGAUUAAACUAAGUCAAGGUUUUGCAUCUAAUGAACUUAGUUCUAAACUAGAUGGUCGACGGCAAGCAGGUGAUAGUGAAGUUCUAGGUGAUCCUGCCAUAUCCAGCCCAUCUGAGUUUACUUGUGCAACUCACUGUGAACAUGUUCGACCAAUGUUCAAAUUGGCGUGGACUCCUUUUCUGGCUGCUUUUAGUGUCGGAUUGCAGGACUGUGACGCUUUGGACGUUAAUCAUUUAUGUUUAGAAGGGAUUCGCUAUGCUAUACGUAUAGCAUGUAUAUUUCAUAUGGAGUUAGAAAGAGAUGCUUAUGUACAAGCAUUGGCACGUUUUACACUAUUACUAACAACUUCUCAUGUCAAUCCUUCUUCCAAUGGUAACUUAUCAGGCCCUGGUGGAAUCAAUCAUCAAAAUGCGAAUUCUCGACGUCCUCGGUCAGAAAGAACUAGUAUGACUUCUUCAUCUAUAAUGAAUGCUGGUUAUUCGAAUACAUCAGGCUUAAAUUUGAUCAAUCCAACUUUAUCUACUCCAGAGGCUAUGAAACAAAAGAAUAUCGAUACAAUACGUACUUUAAUUACUGUCGCUCAGACGGAUGGUAAUUAUUUGGGACAUGCCUGGUUAGAGAUAUUACGAUGUAUAUCACAAUUGGAAUCAGCACAUUUAAUUACACAUGCUGUUUCAUCUGCGAAUGGAAUAAAUGCAAAUAGUUCACAAUUAGUAUAUCGUUCAACACCGAAUAACUCAUACACCAAUUCUUACAGUCAAAAUACGAAUGGAACGGUUGGUGGUGGUGGUGGUGGUAGUUCACUGAUGUCAGAAGGCGGUUCUACGAAGGUGAACAACAUAGUAUCAUCGACUUCAUCAAUUACUUCAAACCACAUUAUGACAUCAAACACAAAUGAACCUGUAGCACCUGGGAGUUUAGCUGCAGCUGUUGUAGAUUCUAAAAAGGCUGCUGUUCUACAGGAAGUGAUGGGUGAAACUGGGUCACAAAGUGUUGUUGUUGCGGUAGACAAAAUAUUCACUGGAUCCAUUCGUUUGGAUGGUGAUGCAAUUGUGGAAUUUGUGAAAGCUUUAUGUCAGGUCAGUCAAGAAGAGUUAAAUCUUCCUCAACCAAGAACAUUUUCUUUGCAGAAAGUUGUCGAAAUUUCUUAUUACAAUAUGGGUCGUAUUCGAUUACAGUGGUCACGUAUAUGGGAACAUAUCGGUAGUCAUUUCACUACAGCUGGUCGAUCAGUCGACGAGGAUGUUGCUGAAUUUGUAAUUGACUCUUUACGACAGUUAUCUGUAAAAUUAAUCGAAAAGGGUGAAUUGCCUAAUUUUCACUUUCAGAAAGAAUUCCUACGUCCUUUUGUGAAUAUUCUGGAAGGCGAACCAAAUGUCAGUCAUAAAGUUCAAGAUAUGGUUGUUCGUUGUGUUUAUCAAUUAGUGCAUUCACAAUAUGCAAAUAUACGAUCUGGAUGGACUAAUAUAUUUGCUGUCUUUCAUUCAGUAGCUUCAUCUUUAGAUGAAGGAAUUGUUGAUAUGGCAUUUGAAACUUGUCAUUUUACUGUAAAAGAUGUUUUUAAAGAUCACUUACAUAUUGUUGUGGAUGCUUUCCAGCCUUUAGUAAAGGCACUUGCUGAAUUCUCGUGCAAUCCACGUUUUCCCGAUACAGCUAUGGAAAGUAUUCGCUUGAUUCGUAUUUGCGCACGAACGGUAGCAGAACAAGGAUCAGUGUUUACUGGUUUACAAAACUCAGAAAUAGUUGCAAGUAACUCAGCUGAGUCUCCUAGUUGUGAAUCAAACCAUUUGUUUCGUGUAAUAAAUGGUUGUAAACUGGAUGUACGUACACGUGGUCUUACUGUAUUUUUCGAUAUAUUAAAGUCACAUGGGAACCAGUUUAAACCGUUAUGGUGGCGUGAAACAUUUUCUGUUAUCUUCCGAGUUUUUCAGCAUUUCCGUAUCCCUUCAGUAUCAUCAGAAUUUAACAAUGCUACAAUUAACGUGGAAUCAGAUAAUACUGCUAAUCACCUGCCUGCAUUGUCAUUAGCCUCUGCGUCUGAUAGUCAGUCGACUAUUAACGGCAUGCAUCAUCAGACUCUGUCAAAUAUGGAACGUACUGAAUGGAUGAAUACAACUUGCAAUCAUACAUUAUUUUCUGUUGUGGAUAUAUUCACUCAGUACUAUGACGUGUUGCAUGAUAUAUUGUUAGAUGAUAUAUAUCAGCAAUUACGUUGGUGUUGCUUACAAGAACAUGAACAAUUGGCUCGUUCUGGGACUAGUUGUUUAGAAACACUAAUUCUAUCUAACGGUAAAAGAUUCAACGAUAAAAUUUGGGAGUCAACAGUAAAUCUAAUUGUGGAUCUUUUCAAAUCAACUGUACCGCAUCAGUUAUUAACAUGGCGCCCGGAACAAAUGCCACUUGAAAUUAAUGAUCAAAGUAUAACCUCAUAUAUGAAUGGAAAUCAACAACGUUUGCCUGGUCAUAUUGCUAGAGCACACUUAUUUGCCGACUUAUUAAAUAAAUGUGUAGUACAAUAUGAAUUAAUACAAACAGUGGAUCAUAUUUUAUUUUAUUCAGCGCAUAGUCGAAAUGAAGAUAUUCAUUAUUUGCAUGAAGCACGUCGAUUAGCCGCUGCAUCUUAUCCAGCAUUUGAAGCUGCUUUACAAGUAGCUACAUCAACAACAAAUCAACCAUUGUUUUCAACAUCAUCAUCAUCAUCAUCAUUUCUUACCAAAGACAACAAUACAACUGGCAGUAAAAUAUCAGUUGAUAUCAUAAAUCAUGAUUCUGGUUCAAAUAAGAGCUUAAAUAAAGAUGAUAUGAAUAUUACAAGUUCCUCUGAAAAUCCCUCAACUUAG